UUCCAUGCCCAGCUGGCGUAUUGUAUUGUACAGUUCCUAGAGAAAGAUCCAACACUAACAGAACCAGUUAUCAGAGGUCUCCUGAGAUUCUGGCCAAAAACCUGCAGUCAAAAAGAGGUGAUGUUCCUGGGGGAGCUGGAGGAGAUCCUGGACGUGAUCGAACCCACGCAGUUCGUGAAGAUCCAGGAGCCGCUCUUCAAACAGAUCUCCAGAUGUGUGUCCAGCCCGCACUUCCAGGUAGCGGAGCGAGCGCUUUACUACUGGAACAACGAGUACAUCAUGAGUCUGAUUGAGGAGAACUCCAACGUUAUUCUGCCCAUCAUGUUCGCCAGCCUUUACCGGAUCUCAAAAGAGCACUGGAACCCGGCGAUUGUAGCUCUAGUCUACAAUGUGUUGAAAGCCUUCAUGGAGAUGAACAGCGCUUUGUUUGAUGAACUCACAGCCACCUAUAAAUCAGACCGCCAGAGAGAGAAGAAGAAGGAGAAGGAGAGAGACGAGCUCUGGAAGAAGCUGGAAGAUUUGGAGUUGAAGCGAGGCCUGCGUAGCGACGGGAUAAUUCCCACUUAACGACGCGCCACUGGACCCCCCCUACCCCGCCCCGCCCCUCCCUCGCCCCUCCCUCGCCGCUCUCGGCCCCUCCCACCGCGGUGCAAGAUUCCGGGCAUGGGCGGGGCCUCUGGAGGGACACGCCUCCCUCCUCUCUGUAUCGUGCCACUCCCUCUACAGUAGAUCCCCGACGUCUGUCUCUUCAUUUCAACAGGACUGUAAAUAACUUUAUUUUUCUUUCUUUUAUUUUUUCCCUUCAAAAAUGAUAUUACGCUGAAAAGAAAAAGAAAAUAAGUAAAAAUGGAAGAGAAGCGUAGAUAAAAGUUGUAUAACGCUGUAAAGGAGAAACGGACUUUGGAACACCAGUAGGACUCCCAGUGAACUGCGUCCGCUUGUGGGGAGGAAUCACCAAUCAAUCACCAAUCAAUCACCAAUCAAUAAACCAGACAGAGAGGAGCCAGCCUGGAGCCCCGCCCCGCCCCCAUCCCUCCCCUGGACUCUGCCUGUGUGUGUGUGUGUGUGUGUGUGUGUGUGUGUGUGUGUGUGUGUGUGUGUGUGUGUGUGUGUGUGUGUGUGUGAGGGCGGGGCGUUGCGGGGCCCGGUUGUCGUCGGUGAAGAGGCCUCUCCUGCUGUCUGCGCUCAAGGGCGCCACCGUGUGGAGCUCUGGUGAAAUCACAGGACAUUUUUAAUGAAACUAGGGGUUGGGUUAAGGUUAACCCCUUCUGGUCCUUUAGGAUUUUUAGAGGCAGAAACCAGAGUACCUGAACAAGCAGGUACACACACACACACACACACACACACACACACACACACACACACACACACACACACACACACACUCUGUCAGCAUUUUAGUUUGUCCAUGAGGCCAUGUGUCUUUGUUUUAUGUACCUGAACCCCAUGGUCACUGUAAGGAUUCUGAUUGGUUGAGUGCUUCUGACUUCAAUUGUGGAGCGAAUCACAUGAACAGCCCUUCAAUCUAGCCCCUCCCCCCUGCAGAGUCACUAUGGCAACAGCACCCGGAAGAACGCAGUUCCAGCAUGUAACGAGAGAGGCUUGUGUGGUGAGAAGGGCCAUCACUCACACACACACACACACAUAUACACACACACACUCUUAAACAGAGACACACACACACACACACGGUCUGUUGAGUGUGUGUGUGUGUGUGUGUGUGUGUGUGUGUGUUCCUUCCAGUGUUAAGUACCUGUAUAUUGUAAUGCAGUACAUUGCUAUCUUGUAUCUUGUAGAACCUUUAGCAUAUAUUCUCCUGAGGAGUUGGGCUGGCGCCCCCUGCAGGCCUUUUCCCUCUUCCCUCUUCUCUUCUCUUCCUUUCUUUGGUUUUUAUUUUUCAUUUGGGAUGACGUUCCUUUAGACUAUUAUUAGUUCUGUUUAGUUGCAGCGUUAGGGAGGGGAAGAGAGGGCGGCGGCGGAGGAGGACUGGGCACCCUGAUCAGAUCAUACUUCCUGUUUCCUGCGUUGAGACUCUGCUAUAGAAAGGCCCACAUCUGAUCUGAGAACAGACGAGAAAAAAAAGGGUUGGAAAAAUACAAAUGUUUAAUUAUUUUAAAAAAAAUAAAGAGAUAUUAAAUUAAACCUGUUUUGUGAUAAA
Messenger RNA from Clupea harengus (Atlantic herring), 2158 nucleotides. RefSeq names its product serine/threonine-protein phosphatase 2A 56 kDa regulatory subunit epsilon isoform-like. The coding region runs from base 121 to 567 and encodes 148 amino acids. Gene Ontology annotation, biological process: signal transduction; protein dephosphorylation. Gene Ontology annotation, cellular component: protein phosphatase type 2A complex; nucleus; cytosol. The record is from RefSeq and is a predicted model, not a curated record. The transcript has 8 exons. NCBI's taxonomy places the organism in Eukaryota, Metazoa, Chordata, Actinopteri, Clupeiformes, Clupeidae. Gene Ontology annotation, molecular function: protein phosphatase activator activity.